Elgaria multicarinata webbii is the source of this 1137-nucleotide messenger RNA. RefSeq names its product G-protein coupled receptor 151-like. The record is from RefSeq and is a predicted model, not a curated record. NCBI's taxonomy places the organism in Eukaryota, Metazoa, Chordata, Lepidosauria, Squamata, Anguidae. Bases 1 to 1137 code for a protein of 378 amino acids. Gene Ontology annotation, cellular component: plasma membrane. Gene Ontology annotation, molecular function: G protein-coupled peptide receptor activity. The transcript has a single exon. Gene Ontology annotation, biological process: neuropeptide signaling pathway.
AUGAACAGCUCCUGGGCCGCCGCCGCGCCGCCGGGCUGGUGGGCCGCCGGCGGGGGCGCCGCGAUCACGACGGCGCUGCCGGUGCUGCUGUCCGGCGUGUGCGUGGCCAGCGCGUCGGGCAACGUGCUGCUGCUGGCCGUGCUGGCGCACGAGCUGCGCCGCGGGCGGCUGCCGGCCGCGCUGGCCCUGCUGCUGCCGCUGGGCGCGGCCGACCUGCUGCUGGCGCUCUACUGCCUGCCGGCCCGCGCCGCCGCCUACGCGCGCCGCUCGUGGCAGCUGGGCGCCUUCGCCUGCCGGACCAGCGAGUGGCUGCUGCAGGGCGGCCUGGCGGCCAAGAGCCUGGCCUGGGCGGCGGUGGGCCAGGCCCGCUACCGCCAUGUGGCCCGGCCGGGGCCGCCCCCGCGAGGCAGGGGCUGGCGGCGGCUGGCGGCCACCGGGGCGGCGGCCUGGGCGGCGGCGCUGCUGCUGGCGCUGCCCCACCUGCUCUUCGCCCGCCUGCAGGCGCGCUCGUGCGCCUUCGCGGCCCCGGCCGGCGCGCGCCGCUUCGUGGAGGUCUUCGGGCAGCUCUACCCGCUGCUGGCCGGCCUGGCGCCGUCGGGCUUCGGCGGCUGGUGCGCGUGGCGCGCCCUCCGCCUGCAGCGCCGCCAGAAGAGCCGCCGCGACGGGCCGGCCGGGACGCGCCUGCUGCUGGGCCUGGGCCUGCUCUUCCACGCCAUGUGGCUGCCGGAGUGGGUGCUGUGGCUCUGGGAGCGGCACGGAGCGCCGGCGCCGCCGUCGAGGGCGGGGAGCGGCCGGGCCACGCCGCCGCCGCCGGCCGCGCUGGGCUUCGCCGCCGAGCUGCUGCUCUUCCUCAACGGCGCGCUCAGCCCCGGGCUCCUGCUGGCCCUCUCGGAGGAGCUGCGCGACGGGCUGAGGAGCGUCUGCCGGGGGCGCUGCGCCAAGGAGCCCGACGGCGCCGGGCAGGACUGGCCCGCCGGGGAGACCCCCGACGCCCCCCGAGAGCUGCCGGCGGAGGACACGGCGGCGGCGGCCGAGAAGGUCCUCCCCGACGUGGAGCACUUCUGGAAGGACCGCAGGAACACCGUGGCGGGCGAGGAGAGCGACCCGGUGCCCUGGGAACACCAGGGGGGGCCCUGA